ACUUAGAAACUAAGUGCGCAUGUGCAGCGUCAAACGCACGCCCCCUUUAAGUUGCCGUGUAUCUGAUUGGUCCGCACUUUGUAAGCGGGCAAUGGCGGCGUAAACAACGCUGAUAUCGAUGAAAGAGACACUGCUUAACCGAGUAAAAUAAACUUAGACUGGAAAUAAACGGAGUAUGCUUUCGGUAGGAAGAUUUGCUCUCGGCGUGGAAACGAUUAAAACGCCGUCUUGUGUACUUCUCGGUGAUGCUUAGCCGCUCGUUUUGGCUAACUUUUAGCCAAAUGUGCUAAUUUAGCGGAAAAGUGAGUUUGCAGAGAUGCACUGUAUCGUAACGGGAGGAAACGUGAAAGUACUGGCCAAAGCCGUCCAUUCUCUGUCCAGGAUCGGCGAUGAGCUGUAUGUUGAGCCUCAGGAAGAUGGGCUGGCCCUGCGGUCUGUGAACUCCUCUCGGUCGGCUUAUGCUUGCUUCCUGUUCGCACCACUCUUCUUCAGCAGGUACUCCAUUACUAGUGGGGAUAACUUCCGCUGCAAGAUGGCAAUAAAGCUAGAUUUGAUUUCUCUUCUUCUCAGGCUGCUGGUAGACACAGUCGUCCAUUUUCCUCCAUCUCUGGACGAAGUGACUGUGUCAGUGAGUGAUGAACGGAUGUGGGUCAGGAACCAUGUGGAGGAAGAAGCAGAGGCGUCCAAAGCCAUGCUGACCGAGCUGUGUUUGGCUUCAGACGAGUUUGAUCAUUUUGCUGCCCAAGCUCACAACAGUGUGACUUUUUGUCUGAAGGAGUUGCGGGGUUUACUAGUGUUUGCAGAAUCAACUGGCCUCCCUGUUUCUAUGUACUUGGACGAGCCGGGCAGCCCUGUGGUGCUUUCAGUAACGGACAGUGUCCUGGAAGGAAACUUUGUGCUGGCCACUCUUUCUGAUGAUCCCAGCCUUCGUAAAAAUAGCAGCAAAGGAGCACACACAGCAGCUCCACCCCCUCCCGAUGACUUCAUGAAUGAUGACAUGGACUCAUAUCUAAUCGCCAUGGAUACCAGUAUUGCGCCAGGUCCCUCAAACACAGGUCCACCCCCGCCUUCAUUAUCUGGUGACACACGUUCAAAACGGCCUGCAGCAGUCAGCCACAAGGCAAGGAUUCUCAUCGAGGAGGCAGAAGAAGAAGAAACAGAUGAUUUAGACAGACUACCUAAUAAAAAGUUUCGGUCGCUCUUCUUUGGAUCGGUGCUUCCCCCGUCGUCUCAGUUGAGCACACAGCCGAUGACUUCUCAAGAGGUGCUGGCCAGCGACAGUGAGGAAGAAAAUUAAAUAACUGCAGACUGAUCGGCUAGAGGAGACAUGGACUAAACUGACAGUGGGUGCAUGUGCGUGCACUGUUAAACAAAGACACCUGGAGUACUUGAAGAUAAAGAAAUGAACACAAAUUUUCAUCCUUACUGGCCAGAACAAGUAGUACCUGGACCUGGUUAAAUAUGCAGAGGCCACCAGCCUCUAAAUUCUCAUUAUGUAGAACUAGACAUGAAGCAAUUCCAAUUUAUUUUAAUUUUGUGUUUGCCCAGUUUGUAAUUAAGGUGCAGUGUAAAAGGUCCCACCGAAUAAAGCAAACUUAUUUUUCAA
Messenger RNA from Pundamilia nyererei, 1606 nucleotides. RefSeq names its product RAD9 checkpoint clamp component A (gene rad9a). Bases 317 to 1297 code for a protein of 326 amino acids. The transcript is spliced from 10 exons. The record is from RefSeq and is a predicted model, not a curated record. Gene Ontology annotation, cellular component: checkpoint clamp complex. Lineage: Eukaryota; Metazoa; Chordata; Actinopteri; Cichliformes; Cichlidae. Gene Ontology annotation, biological process: DNA replication checkpoint signaling; DNA repair; cellular response to ionizing radiation.